Micromonas pusilla CCMP1545 is the source of this 1716-nucleotide messenger RNA. RefSeq lists its product as uncharacterized. Bases 1 to 1716 code for a protein of 571 amino acids. The transcript has a single exon. Gene Ontology annotation, molecular function: molecular adaptor activity; protein kinase binding. Gene Ontology annotation, cellular component: Atg1/ULK1 kinase complex; phagophore assembly site membrane. The record is from RefSeq and is a predicted model, not a curated record. Lineage: Eukaryota; Viridiplantae; Chlorophyta; Mamiellophyceae; Mamiellales; Mamiellaceae. Gene Ontology annotation, biological process: autophagy of mitochondrion; positive regulation of protein phosphorylation; reticulophagy.
AUGGACGCGCUGCGGAGGACGCAGCUGCACCCGGCGAUCGUGAGCGCGAGCGAGCGGGCGCGGAGACGGGCGGCGACGCGAGCGAAGGAGGAGGAGACGCGCGCGAGGCGGUUCGCGGCGAACGCCGCCGCGGGGGGCGGCGGCGGCGGCGGCGGGGGCGGCGGGGAAGAUGGAACGUCAACCGUCGCGCCGACGUCGCCGUCGAGGCUCGGGGGGGUCCACCCGGACGCGGCGACGAGCGCGACGACGACGAGCGCGACGACGAGCGCGACGACGACGCCGGCGGCGCCUUCUCCGGCGCCGCUCCGUCGCACGCUGCUCGACUGCGUCCCCGAGGAGAGAGUCCGGAGGUGGGCCGCGGAUUGCGCGCGGUCGCACGAGACGUUCGCCGCGAAGACGCGAGACCUCUCCGCGACGUUCAGGACCCUUCAGGACUCGGUGGAGGGCAUGUUUGCGACCGCGCCGGACGUCGACGUCGGCGCGCUCGAGGAGGAGCUCGGCCGCGCGCGCGCGCUCGUCGACCGCGGCGACGCCGCCGUCGCGGCUCUCGAGUCCGACCUCCGAUUCGUCACGAAGCUCGUGGAGGAGAAGGUGCGCGAACUCGCGAACGGGAAUAAUAACGCGCCGCCGGGGGACGACGCGCGCGAUACUUUAGAUCCGAUGCGCGACGCGCACGUCGAGACGCUCGCGACGCUCGAGGCGGACGACGCGACGACCGCGGCGUUCCACGAGCACGCGCACGCGUGUAAAGUCGCGAUGAGCGCGUGCGCGCAUCGGCAGCUGCGGUCGAUAUCCGCGAUGCAGAUCAGCAUCCGCGACAUGCGGAAUAAGCAGGUCGCGUUCACGGAAGUCGCCGCGAGGCAAGAGAACGCGUUCAGGGAGCUGCGGGUCGCGCGAAGACUGCCGCGCGUGUACGCGGCGUCGCUCGCGGAGGUGGCGCGGCGACGCGCGCGCGCGGAGGAAUUCGCGUCGCGCGCGUCGGCGCUCUCCGACGCCAUGCGUCGGCGUCGCGAGCGCGAGAUGGCGACGCGCGAGACGUUCGCGCGCGCGACGGCGCGAUACCUCCCGUCCGACGUCGUGGAAGCGCUCGGGUUGAACUCGCCGGCGCCGGCGUGCGUCGUCAGGGUGACGAGCGGCGGCGGCGGCGGGGAGGACCGCGGGGAGGCGGCGACGGCGACGGCGACGCCGUUGGCGAUCGUCACGGAGGACGACCUGCGGAGGCUCGGGAAGGACGCGCUUCUGGGGACGCGCGCGAGCGGGAGCGGCGCGCUGUCUCUGUCUGGGGAACGGUCGUCGUCGUCGGUCGUCGUCGACGUGGAGACGGUCGCGAGGUCGACGGCGUCGAUUGACGUCGCGGACGACGACGACGACGACGACGACGACGACGACGACGACGAUGAUGAUGCCGCGCGUCGCGACCGUCGCGACGUCUUCCUCGAGAACGCGCGCCUCCGCGCGGACCUCGCCGCGCACGUCGCGACGCUCGCGACGAUGGACCCGAACCGUCGCGGCGGCGGUGACGUUUCGUCUUCACCGCCCUCACCGCUUUCUUCGGCGCGAGACGAGGUCGCGACGGCGUUGAAGCUGAGGGACGACGAAGCCGCGGCGUUGAGAGCCGAGGUCGAGACGCUUCGAUCCGCGGUGGCCGCGCGCGACGCGCGCGUGCAGUCGUUGCGCGAGAAAAUGAACGCGAUGGGGAGUUCGGUCGGGGAGUAG